CGUCGCUUGUCAUUGGAGACCUCCUUACGUGCUUUCCCGUUUCAUGCGUGUUAUGUUUGUCAUUUUUUCUGCCGUCCAAGAACUAGUAUCCGCACUCGGUCCCGACUUUUUUUGUGAAUCCACUUGCAACCGCAUAACUGCACAUAGAGGAGACGCGUUUAAUUAGUGGAAAGAAUCCGAGGAAUUCCGCGUCCGCGAGCGUCCAGUUCCGACCCAGAUAAGAAAUAGAAAAUUGCGAAAGUUGUUGGAUCGCUGGUGGCUCGUGGGAAAUUCUGUUGGAUUGGGUCGUGUGUGCUGGCUUUGGUGUUAUUGGGAUCGUAGAACUCUGGCUUGGCGUCUGAAUUCCGCUCGUGGAGUCCAUCGGGUGGUGGCGUAUGAGCCGCGGAUUAAGAGUGAUUGUGCCUAAUUCCGGAUCAUUUGGGAGAUUCAUCGCGGGUCAUCUCGCGCUCGACUGAACUGGAAACGCGACCCGACCGAUAGUGCGUGGAACAUCCCACCCCCAAGUUCAAGUGAAGUGAAGAAGCUGAAACCAAAGGCACUUCCGCCUCGUAAAGAAAUAAAUCCAAGGAAAAUCCCGCGAGUGAGCCGCGACAGGCAAGUGUAGUUGCAUAUUUUGCAUUCCACGGUCUGUAGGCGUUUUGUUUUCGUUUUUUCCACAACUCUACGCUGUCUGGGUUGUUUUUCCGCUGGGAGCCAGUCGCGGGAAAGUUGCUUUGCCUCCUGCCGUUCGAAUAUCGAGACGCCAAACGUCGGCCUUCGCGGUGACUUCUUUGGGUGCAUAUACCUACUUAGCAGUGCGUGGCGUAGGAGAGAGGCGCGCGCGACCGGGGUCAACCGCGAGACACUCCACUUGGUUGGCGGUGCGUUGUCGGAAAAUGAAUGCGGGCGAAGUGCGCGGCGUUGCCUUGAACCGCUUAUAGGGAAUCGGACAUCGUAAACUGACCACCGGUCAAUUGUUUUAUUUGGAGUUGACAGCACCUGGCACCAGCGGUAUACCGAGUUCGUCAAAGACGCCAACAACUUCCCUAGUGCAAAAUGGAUCUAAACGAUCCUCCUACCUCGCACGUUGCUUUGGACUCACAGAACUCAUUGUCGUGGACCAGCAGCAACCCCAACAAUGGAAGCAACAAUAAAUCCAGCGUCUUAUCGCCAUCCCAGCUCCAGCAACCGCCUCAACAGCAGCAGCCACAACAGCCGAUUUUCAAUGGGAAAAUUCAAAGGAGUGCCAGCAACGAGGAAAGUGAUCUUUCUGUCAAGAACACUGAAAACGGGAAAAGGAAAAAAUCGAAGUCAAGCAAUGCAUCCGUGGCCCCCAAUCCACCAUCUCGGAAAGACCUGGACGAUUGGUUAGAAAGCUGCCUGAAAGAUGCCGCAGGCCCGCAGCUAUCUUCAUCAUCGGAAUUUCUAGAUUAUAAUGCAUCCAGCUUUAGUACAAAUAAGAAAAGUUCAUCUCAAAACUUCAACAGUAAUAACGGACGAUCGAAAUUGCCGCAAAAUUCAAUAAAUUAUUAUUUUCAAAAGUUACAAGCUGCACAAGAACUUCCUUCGUAUCAUCAUCAUUUCACCAAUUUCAACAAGAUGCAAUCACACUCUCAUCAUCUACCAAACGACCCGAGUUUGGAAUUUGCUAGUCUUCCGCCACUUGUGAAUUAUGGCCCGAAUGGUGAAAGUAAUUUAAAUGACAACAUUGAUAUGAAUGAUCCAACGAGAAGCUUGCGAUUCAGUGAUCCUUGCCUCAUUGCACCGUCCGAUACAGACUCCAAAAUUAGUGGUAAAAAUUCGCCGGAUACAAAAAGUUUUGAAAACCAAACCACGAGUAAUAAACUCCUGACUAGGCUUCUCGAAGAGAUUAACUCAUUACACGAGACAAAUUCAAAGAUUUGUCGAAAUCUUCAUGAAACAAAAGUUGAAAUCGAAGCAAUUAAACAUGCUCCAAGUUGGGGCUUAAGACACCGUAGAGAUAGCUUAAGUGGAUUGAGCACACACAGUCAGCCGUUGGGUUUUGCAUUCGGCACUCAAAGUCCUGCUCCAACUUUUCAUUCAGGUAUGUAUACGCCAGGGGCCAUGACUGAUGUAGUCCGCGAAGUAAAAGAAGCAGCUAGAGUUCGAGAGGAGGCAUUGCUUAGUAGGGUGAAAGCAAUGGUUGAGGAAAGGUCCUGGGUAGCAGCUGAGGGUAGUAUAAGGAUGAUGCGUGAUAUCGAAGAACUAAAAGCUCAAAUACAACAUCUACGUAGCGAUCGUAAGGAGUCAAAUAAACGAAUUGCACAACUCGAAACCGAAAAUAGAUAUAUUAGGUCAAUUUUAUCUUCAGUCGUGAAUAAUCGAACUUCGGAAAUCAUUCACGAGAAUGAGUUCGUUCGUUCCACACCUAUUCGAAAGAACGUAAUGGAAACCCCACGCCAAAAAUCUCAAAGACACAGUCUCAAUUUGAAUUACGGAACCAUCAACUAUGAAGAUGGUUUCAGUACAAUGCCAACAAAUGCGGCUCCAAAAUCUGUUUCACUAGAUGCCAUAAAAUUAGAUCAGAUCAAAAGUCAGCUCGAUCGACAGAAUUCGCACAGCAGCACAUUAGAAAGUCAGCAACAAAACGGAGGCACAUUCCGACCCGAAAAUGCCUAUCAUAGCUCGUCAUCACAUGAUGGUGGCGCUGGAGAUGGAGAGCAUUUACUACAAAUUCAAAACGACACUAUAGACUUACGUCGAGAACUCCAAGAUGCCAUAGCUAGCAAAAAACAAGCGGAAAAUCGUAUUAUAGCGCUUGAAAAUAUGGUACGGCGACUGCAAAUGAAAGGAGCUGCAGGGGUUGUGGGGUCACCGCCCACUUCAAACUCCACCGGACACCAUAACGAUACAAUUGGCAUACAAUUGAACGGGUCACUGUCGACACCAGCGACCAGCGAAUAUACCCAAAGCAAUACUCACAAUUUAAGUCCGUCACAAAUACAAACUAUGUCCACUAAACUAAGCCUCGCCGGACCCAUUACCGAUUUAUAGUUUCUUUGUCGAGCUGCCAACCAUAUUGUAACGAUUGACUGCAGUUUAUUAAUUUAAAUCUAUUUUCGGUAGUGACAUUAUUUUACAUCCGACCUUCCAGUUUUUGCCAAUAACUGAUGUAAAAUUUUCAAAAAGAAAUUAUUUCAUCAAAUUGUUUUCAAAGCAAAUUUCCAACGUCUCCUACCAGUUCGAAUAUUUUCUGAUUUCAUGGAACAUCACAUUCCUGUUUGUUGAUUUGCAACGAAGACUAGUUGUAAUAGUUUCAGUUGUUGUUGAACUGAUUGAAUAGUAAUUGGUCGAAUACGAAUGGGAACAGUGAGGGAUCGCACAAUUUUCAGUAUUUAGAGCCCUAAUUGGGUGAAUAUUCGUAGUUCAAUGUGCUCUAAAUAUUGAGAACUGAAUCUUGAGCCUGGAUGAAUAGAGUUCGUCCUCUCCAUUCGGAUUCGCACACUAAGAAUUCAUCGGUUUAACAAUCAGCCAUUUUCUAUGUACAAUCUUUUACAAGAAUUUUUCAUAGUUUAUUGUUAGGGCGAUUAAAAAUUUCAAAAAGGAUCACGACGACUCAUUUUUAGUUGCAUAGAAAAGUAAUGUUGAUGUUCAUAAACUGGAAGCCUUAUCGAAAGUUUAAUCCUGUCGAUUGUCAAACCUUACAAAUCAAAAACAUUCGGACAUUACAUAACAUCUCCAUCAAACACUAGAAACAUUUUUAAUGGAAUUGAAAAAUCAAAGGUGUACAAGCUCCUUGUAGCGCAACUUUUAUAAUUAGUGCCAUUUUUUCAAAUUGUUUUAUAUCGAAUUGGGUACAAAAUGGUUUGCUAAGCAGCGUAGAGUUCACCUAAGAAUAUUAGUAGAAUAUUAGUAUGAUUAGCAUUUCCCCUCGGUGAAUAUAAGAAUCUCGGAUCCAAUAUUGUCAUAACCUCUGUAAAAAUAACGUUGAUUCACUGAAAUAAUUCGCGUAAGAGUUUCUUCCUAUUUCUACCUACUUAGCAGAAUAUUGAAGUAAUGUGCCUUGUAUAAAGUAAUAUGAAAAACACAGAUAGAUUGUAAAGUGGAAUAUUUUACCCCAAUUAGAAUACACUUCAUACUACCCGAACCCCUAGAAUAUACACAUUAUGUUUUCGGUCCAUCUUCCAUCAACUCUGUACUAUUUUGUUGUUGUCUCUGAAUAAUUUAUUGAUUUUAAGUUUCGACUGUUGUAAAACCUCAUCUGAAUGAACACCAAAAUGGCAUGUAAAAGCGUGAACUAUGUGUAUAUUCACGCACUUACUUGACAGUCCACUUUUAACCACAUUUCCUAGAAGUAUUUUCUAGUGCUCAUGCUCAUGUUUUACAACUUCUUCCUACUUAAGUAUUUUAAUUCGUUCAUCAACAUGUCAUACUUAGCUUCCUAUAGGUUGCAUGCCCCGCAUCCGCAGAUUUAUAGAAAAGUGUAUUAAAAAACUGCUUCCUUUCUAAACGAAUGAAUAGAUAAUCAUAUGCUUAGAGAAACGAUUAACUACUAUAGAGGUCAAAGGAACUAAUUUUGUAAAAUAUAAAUAAAGCUGUAUUUUAUUUUGUUGGCAAAAACCAUUUUUCAGAAAUAAAUUAAUCUGAAUGAAAGAAAAA
Molecule: messenger RNA, 4599 nt
Organism: Hermetia illucens (black soldier fly)
Lineage: Eukaryota; Metazoa; Arthropoda; Insecta; Diptera; Stratiomyidae
Product: bromodomain and WD repeat-containing DDB_G0285837
Exons: 10
Coding region: 1036-2994 (652 amino acids)
Source: RefSeq, a predicted model, not a curated record